Choloepus didactylus (southern two-toed sloth) is the source of this 1791-nucleotide messenger RNA. RefSeq names its product TATA-box binding protein associated factor 13 (gene TAF13). The record is from RefSeq and is a predicted model, not a curated record. Gene Ontology annotation, molecular function: protein heterodimerization activity. The transcript is spliced from 4 exons. NCBI's taxonomy places the organism in Eukaryota, Metazoa, Chordata, Mammalia, Pilosa, Megalonychidae. Gene Ontology annotation, cellular component: transcription factor TFIID complex. The coding region runs from base 61 to 435 and encodes 124 amino acids. Gene Ontology annotation, biological process: transcription by RNA polymerase II.
AAGUACUAAAACCCGCUCGGCGCGGGCCGGCGGGAGUUUAUACGUUGGCUGGCUGGUGGGAUGGCAGAUGAGGAAGAAGACCCCACAUUUGAGGAAGAAAAUGAAGAAAUUGGAGGAGGUGCAGAAGGUGGGCAGGGUAAAAGAAAGAGACUUUUUUCUAAAGAAUUACGGUGUAUGAUGUAUGGAUUUGGAGAUGACCAGAAUCCUUAUACAGAGUCAGUGGAUAUUCUUGAAGACCUUGUCAUAGAGUUCAUCACUGAAAUGACUCACAAAGCAAUGUCAAUUGGAAGACAAGGUCGAGUACAAGUUGAAGAUAUCGUCUUCUUGAUUCGAAAGGACCCAAGGAAGUUUGCUAGGGUUAAAGACUUACUUACUAUGAAUGAAGAAUUGAAACGAGCUAGAAAAGCAUUUGAUGAAGCAAACUACGGAUCUUGAUACUUUCUGUACUUUCUGAAGCUUCCUUAUCUUCUGGGGCAACUAUGUAUAAUAACUGCAUUUUUCCUAUAGUGGGGUACUGAUAUCUAACCAUGAAAAUGAAAGUUGGAGAAACACAGUUUUCAGCCUUACUUUUCAUAUCUUCUAUUUUAGAGUAUUUGAGCAUUUAAUUUCCUGCCUUUGUAUUGCCAUACUUGAAUUACUUAUUGGUUUGGUUUAAUAACCAUAGGUAAGUUUAAAAUACUUUGCAAUUCAUGUAAUUCUUUCUGAUUUUUUACUUAUCUAGAUAAUGAAGUAUAUUUAUGUGUUAGGUGUCUUUUUGCCAUUGUAGGCUAUAUUGUAGCUGUUUAAUAUGUGACACCUAAAUGGCACUUUUGAUCCUCUGGUAACUGAAACGUGUUAUGUUUUCUCAAAUUUCUAAACAAAAGUAGUCUGUGAGAUUAAUAAUGACAGUUAACUGGUUUGUGUUUCUCUUAAGUAGAAGGUGAUAUAGGAAAAUAUAGUUUUUUUUUUUUUUUUUUGGAGAGGUUUUAAAUAUCACAUUCAAUGUAUUAAAUAGUUAUAGGGCUCUUUAGGUUAUCAUGAGUAAGUUUUGGUAGUAUGUAUUUUUUUUUGGAAAAUAUAGUCUUUUUAAAGAAUGUUUAAGUGUCUUAAAUGGUCAUUUUUUUUAAUUUUCUUCAGAUAGCAGGAGGGUUUUUUGUGUUUUUUUUUUGUUUUUUUUUUUAAGAAACUGAAAAAUGUAAGACACUUAAACUUAAAAAUGCCUCAGUGUUGGAAAGCUUUUUUGAUUUAGAACCUUUGGGGCUGAUACAUACUACUUGUCAAGUUUUAGGAGAGUUGAUUUUCCCAGAUCAGAUUAAAGCUUCUAAAAAUAAUUGCUUUCAGUAGCAUGAGUGGCAUUACUUAAAAAGCUGAUGGCAGGAUAAGCAUUUGGGGUAGUGUGUUUCUUAACAUAUUUGUUAGUACUUGUUCAUUGUGGAAAUGUGUACUUGACUAAAAUCAUAUGUGGCCGUGGAAACCAGUUGUAGUUUGGGAGAUACAGGUUGUGUGUGUAUUUAGGUAUGUUGUAUUAAAUUAUUAUUGCACUUAGCUUAAAAUAAGGAUUGAUAUUGCAUUUAAAGGGAUCACAAUGUUACUGUCUGUGAAACUAUUUUGUGUGCUGCUGAUUCACAUUAUCUAUGAAUCAGUACUUGGGAAAAUACUACUUUCUAAACCUAUUGAUGCAGGGAAUAAAGUAUGAAAAAUUGAACAGAUCAAUGUUUGAAUUUGACUAUGUGAUUUAUCAGCUUUUUUCCCCAGACUAGUGUGAACAUUACUGGGAAUAUGGUAAAAACGUUUUCUGUCUUUUUGUAAAAA